UGCGCGGGGAAGAUAAGGCGCACUACAGCUCGACCGAGCGCGGCGUGCGCCUCGCGGCGGAAGGGAAGAAGUUCCUCAUCGCUGAGGGGUUUACCGUGCUCAAUUAUAAGCCGAUACUGGACCUUUGCGACCUGAAGUACUAUUUCGUGCUGGAGUUCGGAGAAUGCUUCGCGCGGCGCUCGCUGCGGCUGUACGACCCGCCCGACAUCCCCGGCUACUUCGAGCAGUGCGUGUGGCCCGAGCACUUGAAGUACCGCGCCGAGAUCGAGCUCAAUCCUUCGAUAUGCCUGUUGGACGGCAAGGUGCCGGACCCGAUACGGAUCGUGCUAGCGGACCUGCAGCGGUUCGGCGUCCCUCCCUCCUAGCGCGACCUCGCCACCACCGCGACCGGUUUGACCGGUACGACCGCACUGGGGACCGCGAACGUGAUCGGCGCGACCGCACCGACCGCGGUGAUCGCGGCGACCGUUACGAGCGGGACGAGCGACGCGGGCGCUCGCGGGACCGUCACGAACGUGCGCGCUCGCGCUCGCGCUCUCGAUCACGUCGACAUUCGCCGCGUCGCCACGAGCGGGAACGCGACUGUGACAUUCCAGCGCCACCUUCACCGCCAAAGAUCAGUGCACCUGAACCGCCCACCUCACGAUCGCGUAGCCGUUCCGCCAGCCGCGAACCCGACAGUGUCAGCUCUACAUAUGAAAACAAGGAUGAACAAGCCGUCAAUGCCUCCCCGGGAGACUGGUUUUGUAAAUGUGGCUCAUACAAUUUUAAAAGGCGCCAAAUAUGCUACAGACGCAACUGCAAUGGAAAGCGAUCAGAAGGGACAGUUUAUGGGGCUGACGCCGAGAGACAUGGCUUGACAGAAGGCAUGGGUAUCACAAAAAGACUUUUGUUUAGAAGAUUAGAUGCUUUAACAACUGAAGAAAAAAUAUUAGAGGCAUUGAAAGAGAGAUGCUCAAAGGCUAUUUUAGAUUCUAUAGCAGGGAUCACAAUAGGGAGAGAAACUUUGACUGGAGCUUCAAAGUGCCUCGCAUAUAUAAACUUUAAUUCUAUAGCAGAUUCCACUGCUGCUCAUUCUGAAUUGAUGACUCUUUCACCUCCACUUGAGAUUGAUAGCCGGGAAGUUUUGAUAUCAUUUUACAAUGAGCCCCAGAAGAUUCCGAAACCUGCUCCAAAUCCAGUUGACUAUUCUAGUUAUUAUUCUCAGAUGACCACAUACAACAACAGUUCAGCUUUGUCUGAAGCAGACAGAGUUAAUGCUGCGGCAGCAGUUGCCCAGUCAGCUAUCACAGCAGCUCAGGCCCGGCAGCUCACGUGGACUCCAUCGGUCCCUACAUUUGUUACGUCAGCUGCACAAGCAGUGACCAAUGUCAAGGCUCCCACAGGUGAUGGAACAACAGUGUAUAAUGCUCCUGAUGUAAGGACAUUCAUGUAUGAUGAGACAUCUGGGUACUACUAUGAUCCUUCUUCAGGUCUGUACUAUGAUGGAACCACACAGUACUUUUACAAUAGCCAAAUUAAUCAAUAUAUGUAUUGGGAUGCCACUAGUUCUACUUAUAUUGCUGCUACACAAGCCACACAAAAUACUGAUCAGCCUAAGCUGCCUAGUCCACCAACAGUCACCACAGAUAACACUAUUACUAAAGAGCCAGAGGAGAAAAAGAAAAAAGAUAAAGAGGACAAAGUAAAAGUUGCUAAAAAGAUAGCCAAAGAUAUGGAAAGAUGGGCUCGAACUUUGAAUCAAAAGAAAGAAAAUGCAAAGAGUAACUAUGUUAUGGAUCAGCCUCAAGACACAGGGCCUAGCAAGGGCUCUGCAGACAUUGGCUUUUCAGUGCUUGGAGCCGGGCCGUCAUUAACACAUGUGAGGGAAAUAUCCCCACCCCCAACUGUAGUCCCAGCAGCUCCUGAUGAGUUUUUGAUGAAGAGGGUAGCAGAACCGGCGUUUGACAAUGAUGAUGGCAUUAUUGACUGGACAAAAUUAACAUGCUUACUGUGUAAAAGAAAGUUCCCUUCUGCAGAGGUGCUUACAAAGCACAAGACUCUUUCAGACCUACAUAAGCAGAAUCUUGCAGCACAUAGGAAACAGUGUGAUUCAGCACCACAGAUGAAUGGGUAUAGAGACCGUGCAGCAGAGCGCCGAAUGAAGUUCGGAGAGGAUGAAACACCAGUUAGAAAGAGGUACGAGCCACCAGAGCCUAUUCAGCCCCCCAUACAGGCCGCUCCGCCACCAUCCGUUGUUGAUACCAUUGGAGGAAAAAUGCUUCAGAAGAUGGGUUGGUCAGCUGGACGAGGUUUGGGCAAAACUGAACAGGGGCGGAUAGCUCCUAUUGAGGCAGAGCAGAGGCCAGGUUUGGCAGGCCUUGGGCAGAAGAGAGGCAUUUACACACCCACUCCCGGGGAGACAUAUCGCGACACUGUGAAAAAGCUUAUGAUAGCGCGGUACAAGGAAGUCGUCGGUCAAGAGGAGGGAAAUUAGAUGGCGAGCCGCCCCGUGUGCCGCGCCCGCGCACCGCGGUGAGUAAAUUCUAUUGGCUUACUUGUCUAACGCAUCUCUUUCCACAGGCUCGACAGCAUAUGCUUCUUAUGUCUUAGUUUGUUUAAUAAUCUAUAUAUCUUGUAUUGACCCAAAAAUUAAAUGUCUAUGUUAUUAGGUUAGGUCUAUGUAUUACCACUGCCUUCAUCAUAGCUGCAGGAACUCCAAAAUUAUGAUUAUUCGGAGUUGACUAAAAAGUGACUAUCCAGGCGUAGGUUAAUGAGAAAGGUCCCUACGAUCAAAAUUAAUGCAUAUAUUGUUGGAUUUUACAGUAAUGGUAAUAUUUAUGGCACAUAUUAAUGACUUAAGACAUUGAGUUCAGAUUACCUAAUAUGUAUAUAAGUUCAAGUAUUAAAUGGCGCGAUGUAUAAGUUCAGUGAACUUACAAUCCAACAUAUUGCGUCGACAAGGUAUAUAGAUUAUUUGAAGACACUGUUACUGGGAGAUUUGGGGUUCUAUAUAGUUUGUGGUCCUGUGAUACAGUCUGUGUUCUAGUAUUUAAACUAGGUUCUAGCUUGAAAAUAGGUAUUAUAAGAAUAGUCGGAGGACGAAGCGAGCAGCGACGGAGCAUAGACUCUGGAAAAACAUUACUGUGAUAUAACUGUGAUAUUUAGUGGUGCAAAAAAAACGGUGCAAGUGUGAAGCCCUUUACUGACGACUUUGACCAUUUACCUUACAGAACCGGCGCAGCGCCAGGACCCGCCAAUCCUUGUUUAGAGCAGGUUUAUUUAUUUGUACAACGUUGUACAAUCGUGAUUUAGCUCGGAUACCGGGCUAGCGAGCUGCUGGCUUUCUGGCAGUGGUAUGGCAUCAAUAGAUACGUCAGAGUACACACUGAACAACCCAUAUAAACAUACAUUACAAACUUAUUUGUGACGUCCCACGGGUAAAGGUACCUUAUAGCGGUUGGCGCUUACGCUAUUAUUAACGCCGCUCCAAUAUUAUUGCGGCGCUAUGCGACGUAUUACGCUAGCCGCCAUAAGGUAUCUUUUGCAAUGGAACGUCACACUUAUUUGUGUUGUCAAAUCUGUUGAAUCCUUGAUGCUAUUCUUCUGCCUUCUGCAAAAUAAGGAUAACCUUCGCAAGCUGCAUUAUGCACAUAAUAACGUUUAGAAUUAUAAGUACUUCAUUCCUAUUUAAGACUGCAUCGACCGUCCAGUGGCGCCCUCAUUGAGAGAAUUAUGUUUUCUAAUACACCAAUGAAUUUAUGUAUAAAUCAGUAUAUUAUUAUUGUUGUCCUAGGUACUGAUUUCCCAACUCUUGGUCUUUGUUACAUAGUAUUAUUUUGCUUAUUUUUUUUUGCUUUAUUAACUAAACGGUAAAAGGUGGCCAAAUUUUUCCUAUAGGUGAUAAAGCAACAAAUAAGCAAAACUACGUGACAAAGACCAAAAGUUGGGGAAUCAGUAGGACAACAAUAUACUGAAUUAUACAUAAAUAAAUUGGUUUAUUAGAAAACAAAGUUCCCCCAAUAAGGGCGCCACUGGACGGUUGAUGCAGUUUAAUUAUUAAUUGAUGUAUUGUUACCCGUGGAAUAGUAAAGUUAAAUAUACGGUCGAAAAACAUAAAACAUAACUCUUCUUCGGCAGUUAAGUAUUAACCAGCGAAGGUUAUCUUUCCCCUUGUUUAAGUGGGAUGUAGAGAUAUAACUUCCAAGUUUAAUGACUAUUUUUCUAGCGUUUUAUUAUAAUUAUAAUGUUUAAGUUGUGUUAUGUAAACGAAAACGUCAGUGAAUCUUUUGUAUAUGUUCCUCGAAGACGUGUAUAGGUAUUAGUGCAGAUUAAAUACCUGUUAAGUACGACGGUUUUGUUAAUGAAUAUACCUCAGCUAUAAACAGUUUAGUAAUAGCAAUAUAUUUUUAAUAUUUGACCUUAAUACUCAGAAAAUUAGAAGUCAAUAUUAACACAAAAACAUAUUUUAAAAUAUAUGAAGCACUUAAGACCUAAAAUACUGCUUAAUAAUUAAGUAUGUAUGUACCUACAAAGUAUAGUUUGUAAAACUUUGUUAUUUCAUAGGCAACUUUUUAAGGCAUUCACAAUUAAAACUUUUAAUGUUGUUAAAUUUAAUUAACUACCUAUGUACGUUUGCCACACUUACCAUUAAUAAAACAGGAAUGCUCACUUAGUUUUAGCGUAAUUAUUAUUCUUUAUCUUGCAUUGUAUUGUUAGUUGUUCACGUCUUUAGAUUACCAAAUAAAAUUAUUGUUAUGAAUAUAGGUGACGUUAUCUGAUCUAUGAAAAGGGACCUUAUUGUCGAUGGCGCUUACGCCAUUAUUAACGAUGCUCCGAUAUAGAUACCAUGCCGCGUGACGCUUUGCGGCGUAAGCGCCAUCGACAAUAAGGUCCCUUUUCAUAGAUAAUGCCCCAUAGAAUCAAAUAGGUUACUGAUAAAUGAACUAUUUACCUAAUGUACUUUAACUCCAACGAUAGUUAUACAUCUUAAUUUGAUUAUUUAACGCCACUCUGGUUCAGUUUAUUAUAAAAACAAGAUUGUGAUGAUGUUUUACGUAAUAGUUCUGUAUUUUAUAUGAAUUCGUAAAUCAUCUGCUUCUAUGUUGUUUUAAAAGUGGCGCUAGCAUCAUCGGCUUGCCUUAUGCGCUCCUAGCGGAUUGUUCUUGUACUAAAUGAACUGCAAAUUUAAAUCAUAGCCGUCAGGUUUCUAACGCUCCGUAGAUAGAUUAAAAUAGACCAUGUACAAAUAUAAAUUAUACAACAUUUGGUUACAAAA
This is a messenger RNA of Cydia splendana, 5257 nucleotides long. RefSeq names its product nicotinamide riboside kinase 1-like. Gene Ontology annotation, molecular function: RNA binding; ribosylnicotinamide kinase activity. The coding region runs from base 164 to 2476 and encodes 770 amino acids. The record is from RefSeq and is a predicted model, not a curated record. Gene Ontology annotation, biological process: mRNA splicing, via spliceosome. The transcript is spliced from 5 exons. Gene Ontology annotation, cellular component: nucleus; cytoplasm. NCBI's taxonomy places the organism in Eukaryota, Metazoa, Arthropoda, Insecta, Lepidoptera, Tortricidae.